This is a messenger RNA of Didymella exigua CBS 183.55, 1629 nucleotides long. RefSeq lists its product as uncharacterized. NCBI's taxonomy places the organism in Eukaryota, Fungi, Ascomycota, Dothideomycetes, Pleosporales, Didymellaceae. The record is from RefSeq and is a predicted model, not a curated record. The coding region runs from base 1 to 1629 and encodes 542 amino acids. Gene Ontology annotation, cellular component: post-mRNA release spliceosomal complex. Gene Ontology annotation, biological process: mRNA splicing, via spliceosome. Gene Ontology annotation, molecular function: RNA lariat debranching enzyme activator activity. The transcript has 2 exons.
AUGGCUUCCAAAAUCAUGGUCAUUGGCGACGUAGACGGCCAAUUCAAGGCAGUCUUCCAAAAGGUGAACGCGCUGCACGCGAAGAACAACUUUGCCUUCGCACUCAUUGUUGGCAAUCUAUUUGCCAGCACAGAGAGCUCCAGCGAUGUCACGGGGCGAGAUGUGCAGUCGCUGAUCGACGGCAAGAUCGAGGUUGCACUUCCAACAUACUUCGCUCUUGGCGGCCGUGCCCUACCACCAGCAGCCGUCGAGAAAUUGCAGUCUUCAGAUGAUGAGCUGUGUCACAACUUGCACUUUCUCGGGAAACGAACGACUAUGAAGACCUCAGAGGGCAUUCGCAUUGUCGCACUUGGCGGCCGAAUCGACCCUAACAUCAUCGCGGGCCAGUCCAAAGACAAGUAUCCACCAUUCUACGGCGAAUCAGACGCAAAAACUCUGCGUGGAGCAGCAACAGCGGACAUUCUUGUAACUAGCGACUGGCCUGAGGGCAUCCAGAAGCGAUCAAAGUUCGACCUUGAUGAAGAUGCUUCACCUUCGCAACAGCAUUGUAUUGCCGACCUCGACAUAGUUCUCAAGCCAAAGUACCAUUUUUCGACGUCCGGGAGCAUAUUUUGGGAACGGGAGCCAUUUUUUCACAACCCCAGUGACGACACCGAAAACCUCUACCCAGUCACGAGAUUCAUCAGUCUGGCUAGGUUCGGCAACCCUAAGAAGCAGAAGUGGAUCUACGCCUUCUCCAUAGACCCAAAAGCGAGCAACCCCGUCGCGCCUCCGCCUGGCUCAACGGCUUGUCCUCUCGUCCUAUCAGAGAAGAAACGAGCUGCUCCAGAACCUAGAGAGCAGGCUUUAGUGUACGACGACGACAACCGGGGUGGCAGAAGAUGGAACAAGCGACGCAAGGGUGAGUCGCGAGGGCCAGUGACUGCAUCAGAAUGCUUUUUCUGCCUCGCGAAUGAGAAUGUUGCUACACACCUGGUGACCUCUAUUGGUGAUAGCUCCUACGUGACCACAGCGAGAGGGCCGUUGUCGACAUCACAAACUUACCCCAAGCUUGGGUUUCCUUGCCAUAUAUUGAUCAUUCCGUUCUCACAUCAGCCGACACUCGCUGCGAUGGAGGAAGAGGAGCGACGGGCUACCUACGACGAGAUGCAGAAGUAUCGAGUCGCUGUGAACAGCAUGCUGAAUUCGACCGCUGGUGAGGAGUAUGGCUCUGUGACAUGGGAAGUCAGCAAAGCGAGUCUGCCACACACGCACUGGCAGUAUCUUCCGGUCCCGGCCGAUCUGAUACGAAGAGGUCUUAUUGAAGCUGCCUUCAAGGCAUUGGCCGAAAACUUGCAUUGGCCAGCAUUCUCGAAAGCCGAUGUCGGCGAUGGGAUCGAUGAGACCAGCGAUUUUUUCAGAGUUCUAGUCUGGGAUCCCAAGAACCCCCCAGAUCAGCAGACAAGCUUGGUCCUGCGAUUCGACGACAAGAUACGCUUCCACAAUCAGUUCGGUCGAGAAGUGUUGGCCAAGCUCCUCAGACUGGACAAGAGGAUCGAUUGGAAAGACUGUGGUCAGACGCAACCGCAGGAAGAGCAGGACGUUGAGAAGUUCAAAGAGGCGUUCAGGGCCUUCGAUUUUGCUGAGUAG